GAGCGCCCCGGGCGCUGCGGGCCAUGCCCUUCUCCAACAGCUCUGACCUCAGCCCGUCCUUCAUCCUGGCCAGCAUCCCGGGCCUGGAGGCGGCGCAGUCCUGGAUGGCCAUCCCGCUGUGCUCGGCCUACAUCCUGGCGCUGGCGGGGAACUGCGCCGUGCUGCUGGUGGUGCGCGCCGAGCCCAGCCUGCACGCGCCCAUGUACUUCUUCCUCUGCAUGCUGGCCGCCAUCGACCUGGCCCUGGCCACGGCCACCGUGCCCCGCGUCCUCUCCUUCUACUGGUUCGACAGCAGGGAGAUCAGCUUCGCCGCCUGCCUGCUCCAGAUGUUCCUCAUCCACACGCUCUCGGCCGUCGAGUCCACCGUGCUGCUGGCCAUGGCCGUGGAUCGCUACGUGGCCAUCUGCCACCCGCUGCGCCACGCUGCCGUCCUCACCAACGGCGCCACGGCCAAGAUCGGGCUGCUGGCCCUGGCCAGAGGGGUGCUCUUCUUCCUGCCCCUGCCUCUGCUCCUGCUGCCCCUCCCCUUCUGCGGCCCCCGCCUGCUGUCCCACUCCUUCUGCCUGCACCAGGACGUGAUGAACCUGGCCUGCGCCAACACCACCCCCAGCGUGGUGUACGGGCUCACCGCCAUCCUGCUGGUCAUGGGGCUGGACGCCGUCCUCAUCUGCCUCUCCUACAUCCUCAUCCUCAGGGCCGUCCUGCGCCUCGCGGCCUGGAGGGAGCGGCUGAAGGUGUUCAGCACCUGCAUUGCCCACGUCUGCGCGGUGCUGGCCUUCUACGUGCCCCUGAUCGGGCUCUCUGUGGUGCACAGGUUUGGGAAGGACCUGGCCCCACUGGUGCACAUCAUCAUGGGCAACAUCUACAUCCUGGUGCCCGCUGUGCUCAACCCCAUCAUCUACGGGGUGAGGACCAAGCAGAUCCAGAGGAGGAUCCUGAGUUUGAUUCACGUCACCGGCAGAGCUCCGCGGUGACCUGAGCCAGACUGUCCUCUCCG
Parus major (Great Tit) is the source of this 997-nucleotide messenger RNA. RefSeq names its product olfactory receptor 51E2-like. The record is from RefSeq and is a predicted model, not a curated record. Gene Ontology annotation, molecular function: G protein-coupled receptor activity; olfactory receptor activity. Gene Ontology annotation, cellular component: membrane. NCBI's taxonomy places the organism in Eukaryota, Metazoa, Chordata, Aves, Passeriformes, Paridae. Gene Ontology annotation, biological process: G protein-coupled receptor signaling pathway. Bases 24 to 974 code for a protein of 316 amino acids. The transcript has a single exon.